AUGAAUCACAAGUACGAUCCGGAUUCUGGUCUCGUCUUCCUCGAGGGACAGAUCUCGGCCAGACGUAUGAAUCGUAAUAUGGCUUCCAUGUCCCAGGACUGGCACCGUAGAUCUAUUGCGACCAACUCAUCUUCCAAGAAGCGCAAGAGAAGGCGCACGCCCUCCCCCGGCCCCAUUCCCAUCAGGUCGUCUUUAUUUGCCAUGUGCCGGUCCAAAUUGUGGGAAAAUGUCGGAAUCAUCGAGGAAGACGCCUUUGAACACGUGCCUACGCGUAUUCUUUGGGAUAUCUGGUUUCAUGGCCAGGCUACCCAAAAAUCCGUCCCCUUUCACGCUUGGAAGGUGUUCAUCAAGUAUCUAUCUCCCAAAGAAGCCCGCCCGGAAAGUGGCAAAGUCCCCAUUUCGCUCUGGCGGCAAGUCCAGCAUGUCAAGAGGCCCAUUGCCCCUCUGUCGACCUACCUUGUGCCCUUGUCGUCCCAAAGACUUGACUUUAUUGCGCAUCUCACCAUAGCCGAAGGCGUCUCUUGCCCAGCAAGCCAUCUCUUGGCUUUAUCAACGAUGCAGAACCUUGGCGUCCUCGAAAUUAUCCAGCCUCGAGAUCCGCAGCAGGCAGCUAUAUUUCCACGAGUCUCUGACAGCAUUUUGCGCGAAUGGUCCGCCGUGAGCAGUCAAAGCACCAAUACCGUGUCCUUUCCUUCUCUCCGAGUCCUCAGAAUAUGGGGCGAGGAUUUCGUUACACACAAGUCCCUCCAAUACGUCACCAGAUUCCCCGCCCUGGCCGUCUAUGAUGUGGCUGGCCGCCAAGUGGAUUGGCCGCCGCAAAGUUUGUCUCGUUCAGAAUGGCUUCGUUUCUCCGAAAACUCCCAGAAGAUCCAGGAUGAGAAGCUGCCCGCGGACAUUAUUCGAAUGUCCUCGGAUCCUGGCCUCGACAGGAUGCCCGGAGGCCAAGGGUACCGCCUCAAAGUUGCCGAAAGAAUUGCCAGGCUGGAUAUGACGGCCUCCAUGAGUGAAAACAGUCGCAAGUUGCUCAGGAGCGAUUCGCCGAGUCGCUUUAACGACAUGUGUCAGUCAGUAGCCAUCUACCGAAGUACCGUGUCGGACCCAGAGUUAAGCGUCACUUUCAUCCCAGCCCAAGGGGUAGCCAAAGAGGUUGGUCUGAUUAACAAAAAGAUGCCCAAUGACGACGAUGAUGAUCUCGGGGCCAUGGCCAAGCACCCACGAGAGGAGACAUCAGACUUGAUGGGCUUUGCGCUAUACUCACAACUUGGAAUGCUAUGGGCGGACCGGGAACUGCGUACCCGGAGAACAGACCGAGUUCGGGUGGAACAGCUUGCCACGGUUGCUGGCCAACUUGUUCUGUCUUCUCUGCCCUAUGCACAGAUUUGUCUUGGCCGCAAUGACUAUGUCAGAGGUUUUGACCCGGACCGCCGAGGAACGUAA
Molecule: messenger RNA, 1437 nt
Organism: Pestalotiopsis fici W106-1
Lineage: Eukaryota; Fungi; Ascomycota; Sordariomycetes; Amphisphaeriales; Sporocadaceae
Exons: 2
Coding region: 1-1437 (478 amino acids)
Source: RefSeq, a predicted model, not a curated record